AUGCUGGUACUUCAAGCGCCUCUGACGCCCUACAGCGCAUCCAUACCAUCCGGCCCUCCUCCUUCUGCUCCCAAUCGAACUGCACAGCCCUUGCCCUCCAAUCCAAACCCCGCCCUUGGAAGCGCCUUAUUCGCACUGGAUCUCGUACCUGCGAACGUCGCGCCCAGUAUUCCAAUCCCUGCCAACUUGCUCGGCAUCAGCAUCGAGCUCAGCGUCGCCGACGAGUACUUCGGCAGCGACCCGCAAACACCCUCGUACCAAUUUCUAAACUACCUGGCAAACAUACGGGCACGUGCCGGAGUAGGUCCGAUCGUACGCAUCGGAGGCAACACGCAAGACACUGCCGAAUAUGCCAGCAACUUGGACGGCGUCAUACGCAAAGUCGGCGGAGGGCUCAACGCAGCUGGCAUACCCAUCACGCCCCACCUCAUCUAUAGCGACGUCAUCUUUCAGUCUCUCAAGACAUUGGUCAAUCUUACGGACGCGCGCAUCGUCUGGGGCGUCAACAUGGUCAACAACACCGCCGACUUUACGCUCGACAUGGUCGAGCAUCUCCAAAAAAGCGUGGGAGACUCGCUCGAGCAUUUACUGGUCGGCAACGAGCCCGAUCGAUAUGCUCUCACAGGCAACAGACCUGCGUCGUACAGCAUCGACACGUAUCUGGACGAAUGGGGAGCCCUCACGCAGAGCAUCAUCAACGCCGCUUAUGCGGAUGAUGUGCGCCAAUUCAGCGCUCCGAGCGUCUGCUGCUCGUGGACGACUAGUCAGAUUCUAGACGCUGGGAUGCGAUCGCGCUUCUCUGAUCGGCUCAAAGCCAUCAGCGCCAUAAAGUACCCGCAAAGCCUGUGCCAAUCGGAUGCAGUGUAUGGGCAUGCGGGAUACCUCAACAUGACAAACAUUGUCAACUUUGCCAUGUACGAUGUUGCUGCCGUCAGCACAGCAGUCGAAAUGGGCCUCCCGUAUGUGCUUGCCGAGACGAACACCGCGUCGUGCGUGGGAGUCGCUGGAGUCAGCGAUACGUUCACGAGCGCCCUCUGGGCCAUCACUGCCUCUUUGGAACUUGCUUACCGCAACCAUUCCGCCGUGCUGCUUCACAACGGAGGCGCAAACGUCCUGUACAAUGUCUUUCAUCCGCCGACGCGCAACACGACCACAACUGCGUGGCGCACAGCGCCGAUCUACUACUCGCUGAUCGUGUUAGCCGAAGCCCUUCGCUCCACCUCGAGCGACCAGUCACGCGUUCGGAAUCUAGGUCUGAACGAGACGAUGGCGGCAGCUUAUGGUGUGUAUGAAGAGGAGACUCCAGUCAAGCUCGUCCUGGUCAACAUGGCCUCCUCAAACGAUCAGACCCAGGUCAUGAAUGUCGAGUUCGACCUGCCUGCGAAUGGUAACGCUGCUGUAUCAUUCAAGACGCUGACCGCCGCGAGCGUCGAUGAAAAGGCCAACAUUACCUGGGCAGGUCAAACGCUCUCCUACUACUCGGACGGAACUCUGAUCGGCACCGAGGACGUCCAGACGCUAGCGUGCCCUUCCCAACGAUGCACUUUGCGAGUGCCUGCUCCGAGCGUCGUCCUCGUCUUUCUCACGCAGCAAGCGCAGAGCCAGGCCUCUGUCAGCACGUCGGCCUUUGAGCCGCAAGGCACCAACAACAGACAAUUGAUACUCGACUCGAAUGGAAGCAGAGGUAAUCGAGGAGGCAGCACUUCCAAAGGCUCCACCAGACGCAACGCGGGAUGCGCUCGCGCUCGCGCUCGCGCUGGCGCCACAUUGCCUCUCUUAGCUGUGCUCGCGCCCCUCUUUGUAUCACUAUCAGUCUAG
Ceraceosorus guamensis is the source of this 1818-nucleotide messenger RNA. RefSeq lists its product as hypothetical. The transcript has 11 exons. Bases 1 to 1818 code for a protein of 605 amino acids. Lineage: Eukaryota; Fungi; Basidiomycota; Exobasidiomycetes; Ceraceosorales; Ceraceosoraceae. The record is from RefSeq and is a predicted model, not a curated record.